AGUGGCUGCAUAUGAGGGACUUCGACCGAUUGCUGCGCGAGUCCCAACGGGAGGUGCUGCGGCUGCAGAGGCAGAUCGCCCUGCGCAGUCAGCGGGAGCCGCUCCGGCCUGCCCGGUUCCCGGGUCCUAUUGCCCCCUCCAGAGUAGGGGCGCCGGCCCCCGGAGCCCCUGGAGAGGCCGUUCUUCAGGAUGAUGUGGAUAGCCCACAGGUGGUCCUAGGGGAACCAGAGAAACAGCAAAGGGUACAGCAGCUGGAGUCUGAGCUCUGCAAGAAGCGAAAGAAAUGUGAGAGCCUGGAGCAGGAAGCCAGGAAAAAACAGAGGCGAUGUGAGGAGCUGGAACUACAGCUGAGGGCAGCCCAGAAUGAAAAUGCCCGCCUGGUGGAGGAGAACUCUCGGCUCAGUGGGAGAGCCACAGAGAAGGAGCAGGUGGAGUGGGAGAAUGCAGAGCUGAAGGGACAGCUCCUGGGGGUGACACAGGAGAGGGACUCAGCCCUUCGUAAGAGCCAGGGCCUGCAAAGCAAGCUGGAGAGCCUGGAGCAGGUGCUGAAGCAUAUGCGGGAGGUGGCCGAGCGGAGGCAGCAGCUGGAGUUGGAACAUGAGCAGGCGAGGCUCAGCCUGCAGGAGAAGCAGGAAGAGGUCCGGAGGCUGCAGCAGGCCCAGGCAGAAGCCAAGAGGGAACAUGAGGGAGCCGUGCAGCUACUGGAGUCUACCUUGGAUUCCAUGCAGGCCCGGGUUCGAGAGCUUGAAGGCCAGUGUCGGAGCCAAACUGAGCGCUUCAGCCUUCUGGCUCAGGAACUGCAGGCCUUCCGUCUGCACCCGGGCCCUCUGGAUCUGCUUACUUCAGCACUUGGCUGUAAUGCCCUUGGGGACCAUCCGCCACCCCACUGCUGCUGCUCUACCCCUCAGCCCUGCCAGGGGUCCGGCCCCAAAGAUCUCAACCUCCCACCGGGCUCCCCAGGACGCUGUACCCCCAAAUCUUCUGAGUCUGCUCUUGCAACCCUUACUGGAGUCCCUCGAAGGACAUCUAAGAAGGCGGAGUCUCUUUCUAAUUCUUCUCGCUCAGAGUCCAUCCACAACAGCCCCAAGUCAUGCCCCACACCAGAGGUGGACACAGCCAGUGAGGUGGAGGAGCUGGAAGUCGACAGUGUGUCCCUGCUCCCAGCAGCUCCGGAGAGCCACUCAGGAGGAGCCAGAAUCCAGGUCUUCCUAGCACGUUAUAGCUACAACCCCUUUGAGGGUCCCAAUGAGAAUCCAGAGGCCGAGCUUCCGCUGACAGCCGGCGAGUAUAUCUACGUCUAUGGUACCAUGGAUGAAGAUGGCUUUUUUGAAGGGGAGCUCAUGGAUGGCAGAAGGGGCCUGGUCCCCUCUAACUUUGUAGAGCGUGUGUCUGAUGACGACCUUCUGUCUACCCUCCCUCGGGAGCUGGCCGAUUCAUCGCACAGCUCCGGCCCUGAACUCAGUUUCCUGAGUGGAGGCAGGGGUGGUUGCAGUAGUGGGGGCCAGAGCAGCGGGGGACGUAGCCAACCCAGACCAGAGGAGGAGGCUGCAGGAGAUGAACUCUGUCUGAGCCCCCCACCAGAGGGACUGGGCGAGCCUCUGGCUGUGCCUUACCCCCGACAUAUCACGGUCCUCAAGCAGCUAGCCCACAGCGUGGUGCUGGCUUGGGAGUUGCCUCCUGAGAGAGUAGAUCUACGUGGCUUCCAUAUCUUUGUCAAUGGGGAACUUCGUCAGGCCUUGGGGCCUGGUGUGCCCCCCAAAGCUGUGCUUGAAAAUAUGGACCUGCGGGCUGGGCCUCUCCAUGUGUCUGUCCAGGCCCUAACUAGCAAGGGCAGCUCAGAUCCUCUGCGCUGUUGUCUGGCUGUGGGUGCCGGAGCUGGGGUUGUACCCAGCCAGCUACGGAUCCAUAGGUUGACAGCCACAUCUGCUGAGAUCGCCUGGGUGCCAGGGAAUAGCAACUUGGCCCACGCCAUCUACCUCAAUGGAGAAGAAUGCUCACCUGCUCGCCCCAGCACCUACUGGGCAACCUUUUGUAACCUGAGGCCUGGCACACUCUAUCAAGCCCGAGUGGAGGCUCAGAUCCCAUCUCAGGGGCCUUGGGAACCAAGCUGGGAGAGGCCAGAGCAGCGAGCUGCUACCUUGCAGUUCACCACACUUCCAGCAGGCCUGCCUGACGCUCCACUGGAUGUACAGGCUGAACCAGGACCCUCUCCUGGAAUCUUGAUGAUCAGUUGGCUCCCUGUCACCAUUGAUGCUGCUGGUACCUCCAAUGGUGUCCGGGUUACAGGCUACGCCAUCUAUGCUGAUGGGCAGAAGAUCAUGGAGGUGGCUUCCCCCACAGCAGGCAGUGUGCUGGUGGAGGUGUCUCAGCUGCAGCUGCUGCAGGCCUGCCAUGAGGUGACUGUACGCACUAUGUCACCCCAUGGCGAGUCCACUGACUCUAUCCCGGCCCCCGUUGCCCCAGCCCUGGCUUCUGCCUGCCAGCCAGCCAGGACGUCCUGUCUCUCACCACGACCAAGCCCAGAGGUCAGAACACCCCUUGCUUCAGUCUCCCCAGGGCUUGGGGAUACCAGCUUUCCCCUCCGGCAUCCUGUACCCCACGGAACUCAAGAUUCCCCUGCAAGCCUUUCCACAGAGAUGUCCAAAGGAUCCCAGGAGGAACCUCCAGCCCCUUGCCCUCAGGAAGAGGCUGGGACACCUGUGCAGAGCAUCUCAGAAGACAAGAGGGCUGUGGAGCCAACUCUGGGCCAGGAAGGCCCUGACCCUGUGGCUCCCUCCCUGGCUAAGCAGGCCGUGGAGUGCACUUCAGGAGAUGCUGGCCCCACACCUUGCUCCACCCAUGGAGAGCUGACCCAGAAGGAGCCAAGUUCUGCAGCCUGCCGAGGGGAAGAUCUGGACUCCGGGCUGAAACUCAGAUCUGAGAAAGAAGACAUGUCAGAGCUUGGAGUUCGCCUGGCGAAUUCCCUCACGGAUCACGGCCGCAACUCAGACUUGUCAGACAUCCAGGAAGAAGAGGAAGAGGAGGAAGAAGAGGAAGAGGAGCUGGGUUCCAGGCCCUGUUCCUCCCAGAAGCAGGUUGCUGGCAACAGCGUCAGGGAGAAUGGAGCCAAGCCCCAGCCAGACCCCUUUUGUGAGACUGACAGCGACGAGGAGUUCCUGGAGCAGAUACUGGAGUUGCCGCUCCAGCAGCUCUGCAGCAAGAAGCUGUUCAGCAUCCCCGAGGAGGAGGAGGAGGAGGAGGAGGAGGAGGAGGAGGAGGAGGAGGAGGAGGAGGAGGAGCUGGAGAAACGAGGGCCCAGCGGCUCUUCCCAUGAACUUGCAUUGCUAGGGCCAGGCUGUCAGCCCCAGGGACCUGGUCCGUGUCCCUUGUCUCCUGAGCUCUCUGGGGCCAGGGAGCACGUGGAGGAUGUGCUGGGAGUCGUUGGUGGAAACAGCCGGAGGAGAGGAGGUGGCUCCCCUGAGAAACUCCCAAACCGCAAGCGACCUCAGGACCCCCGAGAACACUGCAGCAGGCUUCUUGGCAAUGGCGGGCCCCAGACCUCUACACGGCCUGUCCCUCCACGGGAGAGGGGCAGCCUCCCUGUGAUUGAGGGCACCAGGGUUGGACAGGAGCCCGGUGGGAGAGGGCGGCCGGGUCUUUCCCGGAGGUGUCCCCGUGGCCCUGCUCCAGAAUCCAGCUUGGUCAGCUGCCUCUCUCCGAAGUGUUUGGAGAUCAGCAUCGAGUAUGAUUCUGAGGAUGAGCAGGAGGCGGGCAGUGGUGGUGUCAACAUCAGCAGCUCCUGCUAUCCCAUGGAUGGGGAGGCCUGGGGCACAGCGGCAGCGGCAGCAGGAAGGCCCAGGGGACCUCCGAAGGUCAAUUCAGGCCCCAACGCCUACCUGCGCCUCCCGGCCUGGGAGAAAGGGGAACCAGAGCGGAGAGGCCGCAGUGCGAUUGGCAGAACCAAGGAGUCAACGUCCCGGGCUACAGAAACUGGGGAGUCCAGAGGGCAGGACAGCUCUGGGCGGAGAGGACCCCAGAGUAGAGGGACCCGGGUGCCUAGGUCGGGCACCACUGAGCUGGCCCCUCCAAGGAGCCCUCAAGAAGCACCACCUCAUCAGGAUCUACCUGUGAGGGUCUUUGUGGCUCUGUUUGACUACGACCCUGUAUCAAUGUCACCAAACCCUGAUGCUGGAGAAGAGGAACUUCCCUUCAGGGAGGGCCAGCUCCUCAAGGUGUUUGGAGACAAAGACGCUGACGGUUUCUACCGGGGCGAGAGUGGGGGCCGCACAGGCUACAUCCCCUGCAACAUGGUGGCUGAGGUGACUGUGGACAGUCCAGCGGGGAGACAUCAGCUGCUCCAGCGGGGUUUCUUGCCCCCAAAUGUUCUCACCGAGGCCUCGGGAAAUGGUCCCUCUGUGUACUCCUCAGCACACACACCUGGUCCUCCCCCCAAGCCUCGCCGGUCCAAGAAAGUGGAGCUGGAAGGUCCUACACAGCUCUGUCCAGGUCCCCCUAAGCUGAUCCAUUCUGCUGCCCUGAAAACCUCCCGACCUAUGGUGGCUGCGUUUGACUACAACCCUCGGGAGAACUCCCCCAAUAUGGAUGUGGAAGCAGAGCUGCCCUUCAAGGCAGGGGAUGUCAUUACUGUGUUUGGGAAUAUGGACGACGAUGGUUUCUACUAUGGGGAGCUGAAUGGACAAAGGGGCCUGGUUCCAUCCAACUUCCUGGAAGGCCCUGGGCCUGAGGCAGGCGGCCUAGAGUCUGGGACAUCUCAAGCUGAGGGUCAGGACCCUAGAAUCACCAUACAAGGGCCUCCAGUGCCCCCGGGCUGCCACUAUGCCCUCAGCUCUGGAAGUUCCUCCAGGACCAAACUGGGGGAGUCGCAGGGCAUAGCUGAGAAGAAGCAGGGUCUCCUCGCCAAAGGAAAGGAACUCCUCAAAAGGCUGGGCUCCAGAAAAGACUGAGGCUGUCAUCUGUCCUAUAGGCAGAAGCGGACCCUGGAAGCGCUCCAGAUCAACUCAGUGGCUGGACAGGGAAACCUGGCUCCUGUUCUCUGAGCAAACUGGCACUCAAAGGGACUCAGGGGACCUGGUGAGGGUGGGGUCACAUGCAUCCUUAGUGAGGAGUCCUCUAGAUGGGCUCUUCCAGGAGGGCACUGAGCCCCAGAGUAAGUAAGGCACUGUCAGAGCAGGACUGGACCCAUGCCUCUGGCCUCCCAGUCUGUCCCAGUCUGUCCCAGUCUCUUCCUGAUUUUCUACCCGGCUUUGUAGGUCCCUGCUUGGCCUUCCCUGCCCCAGGGAUAAGCCCUGGGUGGAGACAGGCACCACUCUAGUGACGGCUCUGGCUGUCCUCCCUCUGUCUUCCUUCCCCUGAAGGAUCGUUUGCACUGGCCUGUCCCCCGGGGCAGGGGGCAGAGCCAUGUAUAUAUGUACAUACUCAGUGCCUCAGUCCAGCGCCUCCAUCUGCUUCACCCACAGGCCAGGGGAGGAGAAAGGCCAUGCCAAAGUGGGCCUGACCCCGCCCCAUAGUGCUCCACCCCUCCCUGCCCAGGCCACCUGGCCUCUGUAUGAUCCCAUUCCCCCAAACCCAGGGGACCAGGGGGCAGAAAGCAGGAGUUGGGUUUGCCUUAUUUUGCUCAUUGGAUUCAACUUGUCUCUUGCUUCAUUUUCUUCCAGUCCCUGUUGGGUCCAGGGACUGAGGGAAAGGACGGAUUUAUGCAGCUAUUUUCAUACAUUCUCUGUUCAGAGUGGGUAGGGGUGUCCCCCACUCUAACCAUCCCAUCCUUCAUCCCUUGUCUGGGCGAGUCUCUUUGCAUGUUUUCUUCGCUGUGGUGGGAGAUGUUUGAUUGAAUCCUCACCCCUACCCUGAUCUCCAGGGGUGUAGGAUGGUGGGGGCAUUUGUUUAA
Messenger RNA from Apodemus sylvaticus (European woodmouse), 5884 nucleotides. It is a transcript of the gene Tspoap1, whose product is annotated as TSPO associated protein 1. The transcript has 27 exons. The record is from RefSeq and is a predicted model, not a curated record. Gene Ontology annotation, biological process: neuromuscular synaptic transmission. Lineage: Eukaryota; Metazoa; Chordata; Mammalia; Rodentia; Muridae. Gene Ontology annotation, molecular function: protein binding. Bases 12 to 4943 code for a protein of 1643 amino acids. Gene Ontology annotation, cellular component: mitochondrion.